Messenger RNA from Engraulis encrasicolus (European anchovy), 3527 nucleotides. RefSeq names its product leukemia inhibitory factor receptor-like. The coding region runs from base 333 to 3152 and encodes 939 amino acids. Gene Ontology annotation, cellular component: membrane; signaling receptor complex; external side of plasma membrane. Gene Ontology annotation, biological process: cytokine-mediated signaling pathway. Gene Ontology annotation, molecular function: cytokine binding; cytokine receptor activity. The transcript is spliced from 19 exons. NCBI's taxonomy places the organism in Eukaryota, Metazoa, Chordata, Actinopteri, Clupeiformes, Engraulidae. The record is from RefSeq and is a predicted model, not a curated record.
UUCAGCCAGAUCAGUCGCACUAGCCCAAUCCCAUCGAUUGUUUGUCCGCUUUGAUGGUCUUACUGUAACUUUUGUGUGAGUUUAUAGGCUGUUAUUUUUGCAUGUAGGCCUACAUGAUCUGGGAACUGUUCGCGACGCGUCCGCGGAAAGCCUACCAUGAAAGGACAUAUACAGGAGGACUGACAUUUAGAGACCGAAAUGCAAGACAGGACAAGUAAACCAGAAGACAUUGCAAAAAUCUGUAAAAUUACUACAUUUGCAGGAAUGCAGCUUGUUUUUGCCAUCACUUCGCCUGUAUGGACCAUUAUACUGAGCGGUAGGCUAAUGGAAUCAUGAUUGCUUGUGUUCUGAUGACCACAUGUAUGAUACAAGCGAUUCAAGGAGUGCUGGAUGCACCACAGCUGGAUAUUGCACGUGGUCUUUUGGAGAAGGAUACUCACCGGCAUGGAACAGAGAGGACCAUCGAAGUGCUUUGGACAGAUGCCUCUUCAAUAAUAGGCACGCUAGAAGAAGUCACGUAUGACAUCGAGGUCUUCUACACUGGACAGGAAUAUGCUGUGCACAGUGACUCUGUUGAGAGAAGGCCCAGUCUGACUUUAAAUGGGACUCACAGCUGGAUGUGGACCUCCCCCCUGCCCCUGCAGUGUCUCUCACACUCAGUACGGAUUCGGGCCAGACACCGCGCCGACAUCAGUGACUGGACACAGCCCAAAGAGGUGGAAGGUUCUGGUUCAGAUGGUCACGAUGUUUACCCAAAAGAUGACGUCGUUUUAGCUGGCAGUCGAAAAAAAUUCUGCUGCAUUAUUCCAAAAGGAGCCCAGCUAAAAGAGGUCGAAUACAGACGCAGUCCAGUGCAGAGCUAUACCCGUGUGGAGCAGACCUAUAUAGUUGAAGUGACCCUUGUGCCCUCCAGCCGUUAUGGCGAUGCCGUAUCCUGUGUCAUAGAAGGGGAUCAAUACGACACUCAUGUGUUCGUCGGCUAUUCUCCUGAAGUUCACAACUUUACAUGUGAGACAAGAAAUCUCAAUGUUUUACAAUGUUCCUGGAUUCAGGGUGAUGAUAACCUAGUUGGACCUAGUCGGAAGACCAAUUAUACUCUUAAUGGAAGGUCAUGUGAAAACUCAGUUCAGUGUUCAGUGAAAAUAUCUGCACAUCAGGAGGAUGUGAUGUUGCUACUUACUGCUGAAAAUAAAAUCAAUAGAACGCAUCUCAAUUAUACAACUAAACCCAGAUACAGAGUGUAUUUAGAGAGCCCCCGUGGUCUGAACGUCUUGGAUUUAACCUCAAGAAGUGCUCGUCUUGACUGGGCUUGGCCUGCUGGUGACCUUCAGGCAUUACCAAUGCGAUGUCAAAUACUCUGCAGAGGCGAAGUCGCUUGUGAAGACACUGAGGAGACAGGAGAAGGCUUGCACAAUGUGGAGAUUCGGGACCUCCACCCAUACACUAACUAUUCCGUGAAGGUGCGCUGUGCUUCAGCCGAGCACUUCUGGAAGUGGGGGGAUUGGAGCAAGGCGGUCUCAUUCGUGACCAAAGAGGACAGACCACAGCCCGUGGAUGUGUGGGCGACCGUUGACACCAACAAAAGCGUCUUUGUGAUGUGGAAGGAGCUAAGUGUCAAGGACAGUCAUGGGAAAAUAUUAGAUUAUGAGCUGUCAUGGGAUGGCUCGUCAAAGACCGCAGAGCGGACACAGCAGUGCGUCAUCAUAAGCAGCGGCGAAGAAAAGAGAAGAGUGAGCGUCAUCGCACGGAACUCUGCAGGCUCCUCACCGCCAUCUACCAUCAUCACCCUCCCAUCGCCAUCGCCAUUAGCAGAUGUGAAAGAAGUGCACGCUCUCAGUGGCAGCAAUGGGAGUCUGGAGCUGUCCUGGAGGCCAGAGGCUGCUGCCAGCUGUGGAUACGUACUGGACUGGAUACCUGUAAACAGCCAGGACACAUGUGACCUCAUGUGGAAGAAGAUACCAGCUGGACACAACAGCACAACCAUCAAGUCAGGGUUCAAGGAUGGAGUGCGAUACACACUUUCUCUAUACGCCUGUACAUCAGAUGCCCCAAAGCUGCUGGAGACAUGGGAGGGCUAUGGUCGAGAGGAAGCCCCAAACGAGGCCCCUGGCAGCGUCCUGGCAAAGCAGGAUGGUCUGGAUGUUGUGCUCAGCUGGAACGAGAUCCCGGUGGAGAACCGGAGAGGCUUCAUUCAGGAAUAUCUCAUCAAGUAUUACCCCAGCUCCCACCAAAACAUCGGACCACCUAAGACACGGUUUACUGCUGUGCGUCAGGGGAGAAUGCAGGAGAAAUUUGAAGGUCUUCUGGCUGACACCUAUGAGUUUUCGAUAAGUGCAAAAACAUCUGCAGGCGAAGGUCCAGCAAGCAAAACGAAGAUCACUGUCACCUCACAGACUCACCAGAUGAUUGUGAAGAGUAUUGUCUCCCUGGGCUUUGCCAUCCUACUCGUUAUUAUAUUUGCUUUUCUCCUGUACCGAAAGAGGACAUGGUUAAAAGAAAGAUUUUACCCACCUAUCCCAGCUCCUCGACUUGACUGCUCCACGUCCCAUGGGAUCUACAACUGUGAAUUACUUCAGAUUGCUGCUGAGAAUGUGGAACAUACAAGACCUUGCAAAUUAGAACCAGCUGCUGGAGAUGAGAUGUUUCUCUCAUCUUUCCCCGUCACGGAGGUUGACGACGGUGCAGCUGCAUUUGACAACACGGUGUAUUUACUUGCUAAUGCCCCUGGCAAUGAGCAGGACAGCUGCUGGGGUCAACCUGCAGCGUUGUCAGACAAGGCAACCUACCAAAAUAUUCCUGCGCCAAACUCCUGUGUCCAACCGCCAAACACAAGAUGUACGACGACGGCACAGUGCUACAGCCCCCAGUCUCCCCCAGUACACACUGAAGUCUUACCAUGCUCAGAUUCUUACCAAACACUGCAAGAUGCCUGCCAGGAAAAACAACCGGGGGGGCCGCAAUACAGGUGUGACUGUGAAGACCAUGUGUUUUCAGCUGUGGUGCACAGUCCUAUCUCGGUCAGUUCAUCACAGCCCUUGAUUGGGGACGUGUUUGAUUUCAUGGGCAACACACUCUCUGACCUGGGAGCAUGCUCCGAUUCUUACCAGGCCCUACAUGAACUGGUGCAAGAACAUACAAACAAUGAACAAUAAUAAACAAAUAAAAUGAUGGACUAUAUAAUACUGAAAUAAAUGGUAAGAUUAAUUAGUUGCAUAGUUUUUAUAAUGCUGAGUAUAUUUUCUGUAUUGCUGUCUUUUUUCUAAGUCUAAGUCUGAGUCUAAUUUUUUUCUAAGUUUACUCUGGGUAAAAAUAUCUGCAAAAUAUAAUGUAGGCCUAAUUAAUGUAAUGAUCAUUUGGAGUAUUAUUCUUUUUUUUAUGUUUUAUUUUUAAAGAAGUGAUUUCAUUGAAUUGAGUGCAUUCUACUGAAAAGAUCACAGCAGUCUAUCCAGGACAUGUUUUUUUUCUCUCUGCAAGAAAAUGCAUGGGUAUAGUGUAUUUUGUACAUUUGUUAAUUGUGUACUGUCGCA